This is a messenger RNA of Pocillopora meandrina, 1308 nucleotides long. Lineage: Eukaryota; Metazoa; Cnidaria; Anthozoa; Scleractinia; Pocilloporidae. The record is from the annotation of a GenBank genome assembly.
AUGAAAGAAAACAGCAAGGAAACGGAAAUUACGUUAGAGAAAAGUGCAGACUUUCCAGACUCUCCAGACACCAAACCGGGUGAAGACAAACUUGUCUCGUCAUUUGCAACUUUUUGGAACAUUUGCAACACGAUUCAAGGUUUACCAAUCUUGGUCAUACCUUACGCCGUUAGAAAUGGUGGCUACUUAGCAAUACUUACUCUUUUGUUAGUCGCCGCUACCUCUAAUUACACUGGAAAAACAAUUGUUCGGUGCCUUUAUGAAAUAGAUCUAAAGAGCGGUAAACGAAAAAGGGUUCGCAAUUCCUACGCAGAUGUCGGCGACGCUUUUUUGCCGAACUUAGGAGGUCAUCUUGUCCUUGCUACUCAGUUUAUAGAGUUGCUGUUUGUAGCUUCAUUUUAUCCUCUAUUAGUUGGACGAUUACUGGCCAAAUCGUUUCUCCAUGUUGCUGUUCCUUGCUGGCUCUGGACACUCAUUGGCGGUAUAAUUUUCGUUCCAAAUAUUUUUCUCAAAAACCUUUCCCAAGUGGCAUGGACCAGCAUCUUGACGGUACUUUCUGCCAAAAUUGUCUUCAUUACAGUGUUUGCGUACAGCUUAUUUCGGUUUCACAAAUGGGAGCUAAAUUCUUUAACACAUUUUGACGCCAGUACAUUUCCUUCAGCUUUAGGAAUCCUUGUGGCGAGUUAUCUGUCGCAGCCCUUUGUAUCACUCAUCGAAGGCAGCAUGCGCUACAAAGACAAAUUCAAUUUGUUGAUGAACGUUGCUUACGGAGUAAUGACAUUGCUCAAUGUUAUCAUUGGAGUAGUUGCUUACAUCUCAUUUCAUCCCAACACAGCUGAAGUCAUAACAAACAACCUACCAGAAGGUUCAUUCCGUCGAGCAGUAAAUGUAAUGGCAGCUGUGUUGUCUUUCACGUCUUAUACAUUACCAAUGUUUACUCUAUUUAACAUUGUUGAAAAAUCUAACCUUCCAUGUUUACCAGAGGAUCUCGAUAAAUCCAUUUUGAAGCCAUCCGUUAUCUUCCUUCGUUUGUCAAUGGUAUCUACGAGUGUAAUUUUCGCUGCUACUUUUCCUGCCUACACCUAUUUAUUAGCAUUUGUCGGAAGUAUUGCUGGCAUCAGUUUGGAGUUCAUAUUCCCACCUUUGUUUCACCUAAAGAUGUACUGCCAUGACAUGACAUGGGGUAACAUUAUUUUAGACGCAGUUGUUCUUGUUGUGGGUAUUUCUGUGUCAGUGACCGGAGCGUUCUUUUCUGGGCGUUCAAUGAUUAGUACUUACAGUCAACCAAUAAUAGAUCACUGCUUGUGA